This is a messenger RNA of Diorhabda carinulata, 4955 nucleotides long. Its product is annotated as GTP-binding protein Rit1-like. Gene Ontology annotation, molecular function: GDP binding; GTPase activity; GTP binding. Gene Ontology annotation, cellular component: plasma membrane. The record is from RefSeq and is a predicted model, not a curated record. Bases 567 to 1328 code for a protein of 253 amino acids. Gene Ontology annotation, biological process: Ras protein signal transduction. The transcript is spliced from 4 exons. NCBI's taxonomy places the organism in Eukaryota, Metazoa, Arthropoda, Insecta, Coleoptera, Chrysomelidae.
AAUUGAGUUUAUUUGGUAAUUGUAGGGAAUAAUGAAUCCAAAACUAAUAAUUCGCAGUAAAUUUGGAAAAUUGGGUAUAGUAGUUUGAUAAUAACAGAUAAUCAAAUGACAAAAAUUGGACAAAAAAGUUAAUUUGAUACUAACAACGGUUGUUGUUUUAAGUGAAAGAAAAAUUUGCUCUUAAUGACACUAAUUGAACUGAACAGUGAGUUUGGCACUAACUGCAAACAGUGAAAGUUUAAAAAAACUUGAAAAAUUGAAUAUAGUGAUUUGAUAUUAUGAUAGGAGGAUGGAAAAUGAAUAAAAUGAUGGAAUCGACACUAAUUAUGUUGACAAAAGAGUGAACUUGAGAUUAAAAUAAGACAAAGCCAAUUCCUUACAGCCCACUCUAUAUUUUAGUAGUCAAGGAUUAAAUGUGAAGAUUCCCAUUGGAAUUAAUUUUAGCGGGAGAAGGUUUAUUAGUGGGAAAAUUCAGUAUGAAACAGAGGAUCUAAUUAAAUACCUCAUUACUCGCGACUAUUUUUGAAAUUCCCAAUUUCAUUAACAAAAUUAAGACUUUAUUGGAUAUGGCCGGGGAAGCAAACCAGAAGAAAAAAGGCAAGUUAUCGAAGCAAGAUUCGAAUAGAUCGGCAAAAGAUUCGGAUAUAGAAACCGAUAGGCCUUCGGCGAGUGCUAGUAAUCCAGAUAAAUGUAGAAGUGGAAUACGAGUUUAUAAAAUCGUCGUAUUAGGAGACGGAGGAGUUGGAAAAUCGGCCGUCACACUUCAGUUUGUUAGUCAUAGUUUUUUGGAUUAUCACGAUCCAACUAUUGAGGAUUCGUAUCAACAGCAAGCCGUUAUUGAUGGAGAACCGGCCUUAUUGGAUAUUUUGGAUACAGCUGGACAGGUGGAAUUCACCGCUAUGAGGGAUCAAUACAUGAGGUGCGGUGAAGGUUUCCUGAUCUGCUACAGCGUUACAGAUCGUCAUAGUUUCCAAGAAGUCCUAGAAUACAAGAAACUAAUACAAAAGGUAAGAGCUUCAGAAGAUACUCCUCUCGUUUUAGUAGGAAAUAAAUUCGAUCUUCAUUCGCAACGGAAAGUUUCCACCGAGGAAGGGAAAGGUUUGGCCAAACAGUUCGGUUGUCCGUUUUUCGAAACGUCGGCGUGUUUGAGGACGUACGUCGACGACGCGUUCCAUACACUCGUCAGAGAGAUAAGGAAAAAGGAAAGGGAGAGAUUAGGUUUGCCGGGCUGUGAUCAUAAACCCAAGAGGCACAGCAAAUGGUGGAGACUUCGGAGUAUAUUCGCUUUGGUGUUUAAAAGGAGGAGGCAUCACAAUUUCAAUGCGUAAAAUGCUCGAUUUUAAUCCUUGAUAUCGAGUUUCGUUCGUUGAUUUUUCUACAAGGAAACCAGGAUGUUGAUUGGCUUUUCUUUUUUUUUUCUCUACGAUGCUUUAGAUUUUUGAAAUCUAUUUGUUGAUUUAUUAUGAGCAGUAUUUAAUCGUUUAUUUAUCGAAAAUGUUGAACAUUUAUAGAGUGGUACAAAAGUUUAGAUUAUUUCGAAAAUAAUACAAUUUUCUUUCAACAAUUUUCAUUUGAACAUAACAAUUACUUAGUUAACAGUAAUAAUUAUUAUUUAGUAGACUUUUGUUCCAUUCUGUAUAACGAUUUUUCGUGGCGCAAAAAAGUAUGGAAUAUAUGAGACUGUAGCACUUUGAGGUUAGAUUUUACUUCUAAUUUUGACGGUUUCUUAUAAAUUCAUUUGACAUUUUCUAUUCCGCACCCCUACUGUCAUGCUAGCCAAUCCGAGACUAUAAAAUAUUCUCGUUCAGUCAUUCAGAACAGUUCUAGAACGUUUUGGUGCAUUGGUUAACGGCUUUAUAUGGAUAAAGGGCCAAAAGUAUAGAAAAAAAGAAGAUAUAUAAAUAAACAACUCUUGUUAGGUAAUUCAGAACAGCUCUAGAACGUUUUGGAGCACUGGUUAACGGCGUUGUAUAGGGAAAGGCCAGAAAGUACAGAAAGAAGAAUAACUAAUGUCUAAGCACAAAUUCGAUUUGUUAUUAAUCAAUUCCCAGUGAUUAUACCAAUAAUGAACAAUCAUAUAAACCCAGUGUUGUUGUCUAGUCCAUACUUUAUAUAAAUAUAAAUAAUAACGCAAUAAUUUUACUUAAACGAAAGAUCUCUAGUGGUUUACUAAUAUAAAAAUUAUAUAUUAGUAAAAUUGAAAUUAAACCUUGAACCCCCAAUCCUUUAUCGUUUAUUUAUCAUUUAAAUAGGGUACUAGAGAUUUUAAUUUAUUUUUAUAAAAAAAAAAUAUUUGAAUAAACGAUAUAUUGACCAAAAAUUUUUAUACCUGUAUAUUGUGCAAUAGGACGCGGCAAGUUCCGAAUUUAAACGUGAUUCCAGUUGAAUUUUCGAUACUUUCAAUAAGUUGAAAAAAAAAAUGUUCAGUUUUCUAAUUAUCUCAAGCUUAAAAAUUACGACACAAGAAAUUAAACGGAACACUUGACAGAGUGUAUCUCAUUCUAAUAUAGGAACUUGUAUUUUAAUGAAAAUGCGGUUUAGUAUCAAUUUGUCUAUGAUUGGAACACAAAACAGAAAUGUGCAACGUUAACUGCCCUCACGGAACCCGUAAUCUCUAUUGCGCAGAAUCGUCACCGUCACUGAUUUAGAAAGAACCUGUUUCCUAUUUAACAAUUUUAUCUACAUCGACUUUAGUUACUUUUGUAUCUCAUUCUAAUUUUAGAACACGAAUUUUAUUAAAGGUAUUACUUUGUCUAUGAUUCGAGUUAAGGACUACUUUCACUAAUCCCACAUAAUAUAAUGUCAUGACGUCACAAAUAACAACGAUAUAAUUAUCAUAUAGCUUCCAUAUUGGUGACAUUGACAAUAUUUUGACUUGAUAUUAUUUUUGCAUUCUUUUCUUCAUGUGUUUAUAUAUGUUCCAAUCAAAACUUAACAUGAAAUAAACCACUUUAUGCUGUUUGAUUACAUUUUAUUACGAAGUGAGGUGAUGGCGAAAAACAGACUAAUAGAUUUGGUUAAAUUAAAAAAGAAGAUUUAGCGUCAUAUGUCAUAACAUUGUUAAAUUGGUUAGUUUGAGAUAAUUAUGUAUUAAAAUUGAUGUUUUCCGAAGAGAUCAUUUAUUCAAUCAAAACCAUAAAUUAUCAUUUUUAUACAGAGAAGAAAAUAUAUUUGAUGGCUUGUAAGGAAGUAUAAUUUAAAUUUAUAAUUUGCCAAAUUCCUAUUUGUUUUUACGAUUAUUAUUUAAUCUUUUUUUUUUGAAUAUAUAUAUUUAAAUUAGAUACUGUAUAACCUGUAUGGUAAUUGUUGCAUUUAUAGAGUAUAUUUAGAAGAUAUUUAUUGCUAAAAUGUUAUAUUGUUAAGUAUUGAACUUAUUAUUUAUUAUUAUUAUUAUUGAAGUUUGCCACAAGGAGGCUUAAAAUAUUGUACGUUUUUAAAAAUAACAGCGGGCCGAAUUCACAAAACAUUUUUUUAUAGCAAGUAAAAUGAUUCUCAAAAUUUCAAUCUGUUUUAUAUAGGGUUUUCCAUUAAUCAUUUUCUACUUACUAACAAUUAAUUGUUAUGUUGUUUACUGACUUAUUUCUAUAGACCUGCAAUGUGACAAAAUUUCACCAGAAAAAAUCGAACGAGGUGAAAUCGUGCGAUAUUAGUGGCUAUUAAAGUCAAAAGAAGUUGAAACCAACGUCGUAUUUGAAAAAAGAUGGAUUGAUUACAUCAAAUUGGUUCUUUUGUGAAUUGGUAUCGUCUCUAAUUUGAUAAUUUUGUUUCUUGAUAUAUCCAUUCAUGUCGAAAUGAGCUUCAUCACUGUAGAUAUGUUAAUGGUGGAUUAGUAAAAGAAUUUGGUUAAAAUUUGGAAGACCCUUAGUAAUAAUCUUGAUUGGAUACAUUAUUUUCAUAUUUUAUAGUUAUUAUUAAAUAAUUCGAUGUAUUGAUUCACUUAUUUUUUAGUUAGAUCAUAUUUUGACGCGCCCUGUAUAUAUUAUCGUAAUCAGUUUAUCAGAAAAAGAUUUAUUGAUUUUAUUGAAGUACUCCAGUUACCAAUUUUUUAAUGGUCUAUUAAUUUUUUUCUAGUCAUGUAUUUUUUUAAGGGUUCUGCAUACAUUUUUUAUUUUUAUUGAUAAAUUACACAGCUGGACGUAAUUUGGUGAAAAUUUUGUAAUCAUUGUAGUAAAAUCGGUAUAGAUAAAUGUUACACAAAAUAUUCCAAACGAAACGUCAUUUAAAGGAAUUUUCAAAAUUUGAGUGGAUAUAUACAUAUGAGACAACCUAUAUAUAAAUAUUUUCAAGUCUUUUUUUUAAAAAGAUUUGUUAUAAAAAAACGUUCCAUUGAAACGUUAUAUCCACAUCUUCCACUUCUAAUCUAUUUCUUCUUUUUUUGGUUCUAGAAACAGUUGUUUUAUCUAAAAAAUUGACAGUUGACAUUUGAUCAGUCAAUGUUAAAUGAAUUGUUUUGAUUUUAAAUUAUCUAAAACAUUGUUAAAAUACAAAAUAAACACGUAAUAUUAUUAAUCGAAACAAAUACGAGUGUAAGGGGGGAGUGACUAAAACAAACUGUUAACAUAUUGAGGGUUAGUUUUUUAAUGAAAUUUUAUGUUUACAUCUAUUUUAGUCUAGUGGAUUUUUAUAACUGGUUGUAUUGUAACUCAGUAUUUUAUUAAAAACAUAGUUUUUAUUAAUUUGGUGAAGGUAAGUGUUAUUUUUUAACAAUUUUAGAUAAUGAUUACGCUGGAUUUCAAUUACGUCCAGUCAGUGUUGAAAUUUUAGUUAAAUAGAGCAGACCCUAUACGUAGAAUAACAAUCCAAAUGUUAGUUAACUAAAUUCGAUGUAUGUAAAUGUAAAUCUGUGCACACAAAAUGUAGAAAAUCAUGAUAAAUAUUAUAUGUAUCAAAAAUAUGAUUUUUGAUGUACGUUGAACGCUUUAUAAUUUUUUUUUAAUAAAUAAAAGAAAUUUUAA